CUAAAGAGCUUGGUUUGCCCUCCUGGAAAGUGGAUCAGUGACUUAUGGAGGUGUGUACAGGGUGGGCCCUGGAGGCCUGCUCUGAUGGGACUUGUUCUUGCAGAAUCGCUCAAAAGUAGGGUUCCAGGGCUCGGAACAACUGGGUAUGGGCACCGAGGAUGAAGGCCCAGAGCCAGACUGCCAGAAGCAGUUCCAGGCUGCAGUCAGCGUCAUUCAGAGCCUGCCCAAGAACGGCUCUUACCGCCCCUCCUAUGAAGAGAUGCUGCGUUUCUACAGCUACUACAAACAAGCUACCAUGGGGCCCUGCCUGGUUCCCCGGCCCGGUUUCUGGGACCCCAUUGGACGCUAUAAGUGGGAUGCCUGGAACAGCCUGGGCAGGAUGAGCAGGGAGGAGGCCAUGUCUGCCUACAUCGCUGAGAUGAAGGUGGUGGCGCAGAAGGUGAUCGACACAGUGCCGCUAGGUGAGGUGGCAGAGGACAUGUUUGGUUACUUCAAGCCCCUGUACCAGGUGAUCCCUGACAUGCCGAGGCCCCCGGAAACCUUCCUGAGAAGAGUCACAGGUCAGAAAGAGCGGGUACUGAACAGGAAUGUUGGGGCUGACUUGGAGCCUCCCUGCCCCCGCAAGGAACCAGCCCCUCCAAGCCCAGAGUUCCAGCUGCCCAGGGAUUUGGACUCCGAGGUUUUCUGUGAUUCCCUGGAGCAGCUGGAGCCAGAGCUGGAGGUUUGGGCAGAGCAGAGGGGAGCACCUGGAGGAGAGCCUGACACCAGGACCAGCCCCAGCCCCCCCAGAGAGCAAGAGGGGUUUGGGGGCAGCCUGCUGGGACCCCAGGAACUGGACACGUGGCUGACGGGGACAGUUCAGGCGCUGCAGGAGAGCAUGCAGGAUGUCCAGGGGAGACUGCAGAGCCUGGAAAGCAUGCCCCACCCGCACAAGCAGCAGAGGCCCCCACCCAGUAUCCGGCCUUGGCCCUUCAGGCUCUCAGGCUGCACGCUGCUCUUCUUCCUCCUGUGGCCCUUCGUUGUCCAGUGGCUCUUCAGACAGUUUCGGACCCAGAAGAGGUGACUCUCCAUGGAGGGGUCUCUGCAGCCAACUGAGAAGGCGAGGCUACCAGCGCCCCUGUUCUGCUGUGUUCUGUGCCUUGCUAGAGCUGAGUGAAGAAGGCAUUAAAAAUCACACCCCAUUAGUGUUUGCCUUGACACCCCCUCCUCUAAUGGGGCUGGAUAAGACCCUACCCUUCUCUGCAAGCUUCCCAUGAACGCUUUCUCUCCUAACUGCCCGGCCUUCCCUAGAAGGCGGCAGCGUGGUGCAGGUUCCCGGUCCUUAAUCGGCCAGGGGCGGGGCUGUCGGGUCUCAGCCCCUGCCCUCCCCAAGAUCUGACUCCUUCCACCCCAGCCUCUCCCCAGGAGGCUCAGUUUUUGGGCAAGUUGGGAUUUGGGCCGGGGCCUGGGCAAGUGAUUGGUUGGGAGGCCCGGACGAGUUGGGGAAUGGGAGGGGACAGGACUCGGAGGAGGAGUAAGCACUGAUUUUGCUUGACGCCCCCCACCACGAUCGUUCACCACGCACACUCAGGACAUCUUCACUGAAGAUUCACUUUACAAACGAAUGUUUCACUAAAUAAAAUAAAACAAAACCUUAAUUUGCUGCCGUCUGUGCUCCCACAGAGUGAGGCAAGAAGCCGGGCCCGGGGCGC
Messenger RNA from Trichechus manatus latirostris (Florida manatee), 1691 nucleotides. It is a transcript of the gene ACBD4, whose product is annotated as acyl-CoA binding domain containing 4. NCBI's taxonomy places the organism in Eukaryota, Metazoa, Chordata, Mammalia, Sirenia, Trichechidae. Gene Ontology annotation, biological process: fatty acid metabolic process. The coding region runs from base 146 to 1063 and encodes 305 amino acids. Gene Ontology annotation, molecular function: fatty-acyl-CoA binding. The record is from RefSeq and is a predicted model, not a curated record. Gene Ontology annotation, cellular component: cytoplasm. The transcript is spliced from 9 exons.